AUGCCGGCACCCACCAGUCUCGAGGAUGGGCGCUACGGCACACGCCCGAGCAUCAACGGGCAGACUCGCCGUGGGAGACCACGAACCCGGGCAUUGCCAGACCCCAACGCCCCGAAGCGGCCAAGGGGCAGACCAAGAAAAGGAGAAUCUGGCUUACCUGGCGUAUCUGGCUUGCCUGGCACAUCUGACACAUCUGGCCAGUCCAAAUCACAGGAUGUCGAUCAAGACUCUGAAGACCUUUCGGAGGUUGACGACGAUACUCCAGAUUCAUCUAGCAAAAAGACACAGGCAAACUCGGCAACCUCGGCAAAGUCUGGCAAACGCAAGGCUGAAAAGGCUGCCGGCGAGGAUACACAGGCAACAAGGCGAAAAGGCUGUCUGGCGCCUUUCUGGCUGCAAAUUGUCAAGGCCGACGGCGUGGAGCAGACACUCAAACAGGCUGCCCAAGCCAGUGUUGCCGGCAACAUUGCAAUCGAGGCACCGGACGACGUUAUCGAGUCGGUCGUUCUGGCAAAGAAUGGCAUACAGGAGUGGCACGACCUCUGGGUCAUGAUGUUGAACAUCUUCCAGUCAACACCCUACGACCUUUUCACGUGGGGCCUCCGCGAGUCCGACAAGGCACAACGGCAUCUCAUCUACAGAUUCCUAGGUCGCCUCCUCCCUCAUCCAAUGUGGGAGGGUGACCUGUCCAGGCUCCGAUACGCAUUGCAAAAGGCAAUCUCUCUCCGUGUGGCAGGUCAUCUGGAACCCCUUGGCCCGUUGCCUCUCGAGACUGCGCAGGCAAUAGUGUCGGCAAACUUGGACUACGUCAAUAGAGCGGCAUUGGCAUUGAGUAUCUGGCACUCCUUGGAGAUGGACAAGCAGAAAGUGGGUGGCAUGUUCCUAAAGGCACUCAGGCAAGUGGUGGAAAGCGAAGGCCAAGACGGCUUCGAGCAUGCCGAUAACGACAAGACGCUGUUCCAACUUAGCAUUGAAGAUAUUCAGGCAGUACAUCAGGCACUCGACUCCAUGCGAGGCACGUUUUCAGGUUUGACUGUAGCAUCUCAUCACGAGCUAUACAGCGCAUACAGGCGAACUGCACGCACCCGCACACUAGCACCAGAAAACAAGGCAACUCUGGAGCGGUGGGAUCGAUGGAGCCUGAUGGUGCGGCAGGCUGACGAAGCAAGCAGGCAACCAGACUACCCCCAGAGGGAUAGAAACACAUACAAGGCACUCCCUUACUGGGAUAGCAACACUUGUGAUGUGAGAUUCUGGCAUUCUAUACAUUCCGACAUCUCGAGCAUCAAAGCCAUCGAGGUGCAAGACGAUUCGAAGCAUUCCCCUGCACCUCAUAGCACCAAAAAGGUGAAGAUUGAAGACGGCGUAAUCGAUCUGACCCAAGACGACGACGAUGAUGACGUCGCCACUGCUGGCAUCGAGCCACCUCAGGCUAGACAUGACGGUACAGGCACUUCAGGACGGGCACUUUAG
This is a messenger RNA of Pestalotiopsis fici W106-1, 1473 nucleotides long. RefSeq lists its product as uncharacterized. The record is from RefSeq and is a predicted model, not a curated record. The transcript is spliced from 2 exons. Gene Ontology annotation, biological process: regulation of DNA-templated transcription. The coding region runs from base 1 to 1473 and encodes 490 amino acids. Lineage: Eukaryota; Fungi; Ascomycota; Sordariomycetes; Amphisphaeriales; Sporocadaceae.